AUGCAAUAAAAUAAAGAUUUUCAAUAGAAUUUCAGAUGUAAGUAUCAUUAAGAAGAUGUGAAGUAUUUUUGUACUGAAAAGAAUUGCAAUUAGAAUAAAAUUUUCUGUUUCUAGUGUCUUUAAGAGGGAUAACAUAUAAUGCAUCAAAGAUCAAUUCAAUUGAUCUAGAAUCUUUACCAAUUCAUAAAUAAUUAAGUUGAAAGAUUAGAACAACAUGUUUCUUAUUUCUAGAAACAAUUCGAAACUCUUUUAAAAUCUUUUAAAAUUUUUAUAAGAGGAUUUGAAGAUUAAAUUUAUGGAUUGAAAUCCACAAUUUAUUUGUUGGAUUAAUCCAAUUUUUAAAAUAUAUUCAGAUUUUUAUAAGAAUUUGAUAACAUAUAAGAAACAUUUGAGAUUUAAUAGCAGGUUUUUGGAAAAUAGGCAAAAAGGUUUGAUGAAUUGCUUUAAAAAUAUUAAUUAGAUUUUGUAAUAGAGAAAAACGAAGAAACCUAUCUUAAAAUCGGUUUAUUUUUUAUAAUUAAUAAUAGGUAAUCACUUAAUCAAAUCUAAACUCUAUGAAAAAGGAUUGAUGUAUUAUGAAGAAAUUUUAAAAAUUAAUCCCUAAAAUUAUUUAGCUUAAAUUGGGAUAGGUAAACAAUCUUUUUAUUAGUAGGAGAUUACUUAAUAAUCAAAUAAGAUUAUUAAAAAGCAUUAGAAAUAUUAAACUAAACCGAAAUAUAUGGUAAUAAUAAUCCUCAAAUAUACUUUGCUAAAGGUUAAAUUCGAGUUAUUUUUAGGGGAGUGUCAUAGAUAUAUGCUCGAAUAUUAAUUGGCUUCUGAUGAAUAUGAAAAGGCUUUGAAAAUUAAUAAAAAUGAUUAAAAAUCACAUUACUAUAAAGGUAAAUAAAUUAUAUAUUGUAAAGGGUUGUGUUAACAACUGAUAUUUAAUUUUUUAGAAGCUUAAAGUUCUUAUCAAAAUGCCAUUACUUUAGAUAUGGAUACUCCUCAUGGUUAUCUUUCAAAAUGUAAUAGUUGUUUAAAUUUAAGGUGGCCUGCUAUUCUCAUAAUAUAAUAUAGAGGAUGCAAAAAUUUAAUUGGAAAAAGCUUUGGGUAAAUUCCCGAAUAACUAUGAUAUUCUCGAGUUUUAAAGUAAAGUACUUAUUAAAAUUACAGUACUUCAACUAUAUUUUCAGCAAGAAUUUGAAGAGUGUCUAUAAUAAUGCAACAAAUGUCUUAUUUUUUUUCCAAAUAAUAUUGCUAUGUUAACAUAUAAAUGUAACCAUAUUGCCAUAAUAAGCCUUUGUUUUAAUUAUUUAAAAUGAUGUUAAUUAAGCUUAAAAAGUUCUUAAGAUUAUUGAGUAUUUCAACAAAUAAUCAAUAUCAGCAUAAGUAUGCAAGAGUAAAUAUUCAGGAAUAAAAUAGAAUUAAUAAAUAUAAAGAAUAAAGAGAUGAAAGAAGAGGAAGGUUUAUUCAAAAUUAAUCCAUAAAAUUAAAUUCUAAUCAAUAUUUUAGGUAAUUAAUUUCUCAAAAUAAAAGGAGAAUAAUUGAUCUAGAAAAAUUAAUAUCAAGAGGCGAUUGCUAUCUUUGACUAGACAUUAGAUGGAAACAUUAAAUAAAAAUAUUGUUUGAAAAGAAAAGGUAAGUUUUUAUAUAUUUUAAGCCCAAUGCUUAUUUUAAUUGAAAAAAAUUGACGAGGCUAUUUCCAUAUGUGAUUAAAUGCUAAUAUUAGAUAAAUUUUGGAAUGAGGCAUAUAAAAUAAAAAGUAUAAAAAAUUUUUAUCUAGUUUAAUGUUUUAUGCAAAAGGGAGAGUUUAAUAAUGUAAUUGAAACUUGCUAAACAAUAAUAAAAAUAGAUCCUAAAUUUGUUUAUGCUUAAAAGAUAAACAGUAAUUACCUAUUAUAAUUUAGUUAAGUAUUUACUAAAGAUAAAAAGUAAUGAUUAAGCUAUUUUAUUUUGCGAUUAAAUGAUAAAGGUUUUUCCUUAAUAUUUCAAAGCUUUUGGUCUAAAAGGUAAUUAUACAUUGAUUUUUAGCUAAUUACUUAAUCAAAUCAUUCUAGUAUGAUUAACUUAUUUAAGUAUGUGACAAUAUGUUGCAAAUUGCUCCAUAAAUAGUAAGAUUGCAUGAUUUGAAGAGUAAAUUUAUCUUUCAUGCCUUAGUUAAAAGUUUCAUGAAAUUGAAAUUAUAUAGUUAGGUUUAUGAAACCUGCAAUUUGCUAAUAAAUACUAAUCCAAAAUAUGUGUUAGCCUAUGUAGCAAAAAGUAAUCAUCAGCUUAUUUUAGUCAAAUGCUUAUACAAAUAAAAGAAAUUUUCAAUUGUUAUUGACAUAUGCGAUUAAAUGAUAGAAAUCAAACCAAACAAUCAAAUGUUUUAGGAGAUUAAGCGUAAUUAUUUUACAAUAAUUAGUUAAAUGCUUAAAGAAAUUAAAAUUAUAUAAUUAAGCCAUAAUAAUUUGUGAUAAGAUGAUAAAAAUAAAUUGUCGAUUACCUUAUGCAUUUUUUCUGAAAAGUUAAAAUAUUUUUAAAAACUUAGUGAAAUGUCUGUUCAAACAAUAAUUAUAUGAUUCUGCUUUUAAAGGCUGUGAUUUAAUGUUAAGACUUUAUCCCUAAGAUUUAAAGCUUUAUAGCUUAUAGAGUAAUUUCCUUCUUAACUUUAGUAUAAUGCUUGAUGAAAUAAAAAAAAUUUGAACAAGUGAUAUAUAUUUGCGAUAAUUUGAUAAAUAUGUGUUAAAAUUUGAGUUUUGCAUAUAAAAUGAAAAGUAAUAAAACAAUAAAACCUUAAGUUUAUUCAUUAAAAAAACUCUAGCGUUAUGAUGAUGCUAUCCAAGUUUGUGAUUUAGUGUUAAAACUUUUCCCUUAGAAUUAAAAAGUGAAAAUCUUGAAAGGUGAAAAAUUUCUAAUGAUUUAGUAAGUUGUUAAAGAAAAUCAAAAAAAUUUGAAGAAAUUGUGGAAAUUGUUGAUAAUUUGGAAAGAAAAAGUAAUCUUUGACUUAUUUUAGUAAAAUGCUUUUUAAACUUAAAAAAUUAUAAUUAAGUUAUUAAAUUAUGUGAUUAGAUGAUAGAAAUUAACCAAAAUAAGCAAAUUGUUUUGGAUAUUAAGCGUAAUUAUAACUCAACUUUUUAGUGAAAUGCUUAAAAAAGUUACAUUUCUUUGAUGAAGCUGCAAUAACUUGUGAUAAGAUGAUAAAUCAGAAUCUAAAAUCAAAUUAGGCAUAUGAAAUGAAGAGUAAAAAUCCAUUACAUUUUAGUCUUAUGCUUAUAUAGAGGUAAAAAGUAUUAAGAGGCUCUUUAAAUUUGUGAUUAAAUGCUAUAUAUAAAUUCAAAUUGGAUUUUUGCAUUAGAAAUAAAAAGUAAAAAACACUCUAUUUAGGCAAAUGUUUAUAUCUACUCAAAAAAUAUUAAUAAGCUUAAAAAACCUGUGAACUGGUGAUUUAAUUAGAUCCUUUAUAAAAAGAGGCUUACGAGUAAUAAGGUAAUUUAUUAUAAACUAUUUUCAGUUAAAUAAUUGAUAAAAUUACAGUUAUAUGCUUAAGCUAUUCAAGUCUGUGAUAAAAUGCUAGAAAUCGAUCCAAAACAGACUUUGGCAUCCUAUUUAAAAAGUAAUCAGUAUUCUAUUAUAUAGUUGAAUGCUUAUAUAUUCUUAAAAAGUAUGAGAUAGUUCUUGAAAUCUGUGAUUAAAUGUUUAAUAGCAUUUAAGCUAAACCAAAAGAUUACAAAAUUUUUGAUAUGAAGCGUAUAUCAUUUAUUUUUCCUUAAGUUUAUUGCUUGAUAAAAUUAAAAAAGCUUAAUGAAGCGAUUUAAUUAUGUGAUUUUAUGAUAAACAUUGAUUCUAAUAAAUAUGCUUAUGAAGCAAAAAGUAUAAUAAACUUUUAUUAGUUCAAUGCUUAAGCAAAUAAAACAAUUUUUAAUUAGCUCUUGAAGUUUGUGAUUAAUUUUUGCAAAAGAUUCCUCUUAAUAAAAAAGUUCUAAAAAUGAAAAGUAAAAUAAUGAAUUUAAAUUUAGUAUAAUUUUUAACAAAAUUAGAAUUAUAUGUGAGAGCAAUUGAAGCUUGCGAUUAUAUGAUCAGUAUUGAUUUUAAAUGGAUUUACGCUUAUCUAAUUAAAAGUAAUAUCAAUUGUAAUUUAGUAAAUUGCUUAUAAAAGUUAAAUAAGUUUGAUAUCGCUAUUUAAGUCUGUGAUUAAGUUUUAGAUAUUGAUUUUAAGUGCAAUAUUGCUUAUCAAAAAAAGAGUAAUCAAAUAAUUUACUGUUUAGUAAAAUGCUUAGAAAACAUAUAAAAAUACGAUCAUGCUAUUUCAGUAUGCGACAAGAUGCAAAACAUUUGUUCUAAAUUUAAAUUUGCUUUAGAAACGAAAGGUAGAUUACUUUUAAUUUUUAGUUGAAUUCUUGGAAAAAUUAAAUAAGUAUGACUAAGCAGUUUAAGUAUGUGAUGAAAUGUUAAGUAUAAAUUCUGAAUGGUAAUAUGCUUUUAAAAUGAAAAGUUUUCUUUAAUUUAUAUUUAGUCUAUUGUUUAUAAAUCCUAAAUAAUCAUCUUCAAGCCAUUAAGGUAUGUGAUUAAUUAUUAGGUGUUAAAUAACAAUCCAAAUAUGCUAAAGAAAUGAAAAGUGAUCAUUUAUGUUAUUUUUAGUCUCUUCAUUAGAAAACUUAGGUUUUUAUGAAGAUUCUAUUUCUUUGUGCAAUAAAAUGAUUGAUGUUUAUCCUAAAAGGGAAAAAUCAUAUGAAAUUAAAGGUAUCCAUUAUUUUAGAUUUAGUUAAUUGCUUAAUAGCUUUAAAUAAUUUUGAGUAAGCAAAGUUAGUUUGCGACUAAAUUAGAAAUAUCAACCCAAAUUCUUAAUUUGCAAUCGAUAAAAUAAAAACAUUAGAAUAAAAAUAAUCCCAAAAUUUAUUAAAAAGAUUAUUUGGAUGA
This is a messenger RNA of Paramecium sonneborni, 4878 nucleotides long. Lineage: Eukaryota; Ciliophora; Oligohymenophorea; Peniculida; Parameciidae. The record is from the annotation of a GenBank genome assembly.